Molecule: messenger RNA, 1160 nt
Organism: Rotaria sp. Silwood2
Lineage: Eukaryota; Metazoa; Rotifera; Eurotatoria; Philodinida; Philodinidae
Source: the annotation of a GenBank genome assembly
AUGCAACAUGCCAUUAUUGAUUUCGAAAACUCAACAGAACAAGGCGAUAUGGUCCUCUUUUAUUUUGCUGGACAUGGAAUACAAUGGGAAAAUCAAAAUUAUUUGAUACCAAAAGACAUUCCAACUUUGAAUGGCGCAGCUUUAAACACGAGAGCAAUCAAUGCACAAGAUAUUCUUAACAAUUUAAGUGAUCGCAAUCCAUAUGUAACAAUAUUCCUUUUGGAUUGUUGUAGAAACUAUCACUUGCGUAAUCCUGAGGUAGACGCACGUGGUCCGAAUGUAAGCAGUUCAAAAUCAGUAGGCCUCAAAGCCAUGCACAAGGCUGGUUCAUUGAUUGCAUUUGCUUGUGCACCGGGAACUAUUGCCAUUGAAGGAAAAGGACAGCGAAAUGGUUUAUUCACAAAGCAUCUUUUAAAACACAUUAAAACUGCGAAUGAAGACAUCCAAAUGAUAUUACGUGAUGUUACCGAUGGAGUCAUAGAAGAGUCAAAAUCAGAACAAAUUCCAUUUGUGAGUGCUUCAUUAUCAAAGAAGGAUAUAUAUUUAUGUAGUGAACAAAGAAAUCAACCACCUAAACCAGGUAAUACGCUAGUAAACUCUAUCGCUCUUGUUUAAGGUGAAUAAAAAUAGUGUCAUAACAAUUUUAUAAGUGAACUAUCUUUGUUUCUAAGCAUGUAGAAAACGGUCAAUAAGAGACCGUUAACAUUUGAUUUAUUUCUCGACAGAAAUUAGGUAAAAUGUAAUAAAUAACGCCAUCAAAAUAAACAGAUAAAUCGUAUUCAUCUACCGUCUCAAUUUUGACAAUGCAUAUAAUUUUGUUAGCAAGAUUUGACUAAUUCCUACUUAAGAAGUUAUAGACAUCGCUCAAGAAAACAAGGGAUAGACCACACGUGUUACUUUGAGCACGAUAGAAAGAGAAAAAUUUAUGAGUCUUGUGUUUAUCCAUCCACAUUCACAUUCUCAAAAUAGUUAUUGGUAACUGGUGCGGGUGUAGGUGAAUGACUGGAUGAGAGAAGAUCUUCACUUACACUAGAAAAUAAAAGGAUGUGGGCGGGAAUGACCAUUUUUUGUCCCAAACCUUUUUUAACUUUCAAUACUCUGAAAUGUAUCAAGGAGUUAUUGGAAGUAUUUCAUGCUACUUAGUCUUGCAUCUUUUCUUA